Hypomesus transpacificus is the source of this 2053-nucleotide messenger RNA. It is a transcript of the gene irf3, whose product is annotated as interferon regulatory factor 3. Gene Ontology annotation, molecular function: RNA polymerase II cis-regulatory region sequence-specific DNA binding; protein binding; DNA-binding transcription factor activity, RNA polymerase II-specific. Lineage: Eukaryota; Metazoa; Chordata; Actinopteri; Osmeriformes; Osmeridae. The transcript has 11 exons. Bases 245 to 1600 code for a protein of 451 amino acids. Gene Ontology annotation, cellular component: nucleus. The record is from RefSeq and is a predicted model, not a curated record. Gene Ontology annotation, biological process: immune system process; regulation of transcription by RNA polymerase II.
GUGACCCUACCCACCUCGCGUGGAAGCCUCUUGGAAACCGUAACCGAGAAUGGGAAUUCCCACGAAAGCCUGAAAACGGCACAUCGGACCCGGUAUUUUCGUGAUAAUCCACACCGCAGGUCUUGUUGGUAGCUGGCGCAAACAGUAUUGCAUAUGCGCGUUGUUGCAUCAUUCCGUGACAGGCGGAAACGUAUAAAAGGCACAUAAACAUAGGCACCAAGGUAAUUUCCGAGUUUUUCCAGCCAUGUCUCAGUCGAAACCUCUGCUCAUCCCGUGGCUGAGAAAGCAGAUCGACAGUGGGCAGUACCCAGGUGUUGGCUGGACAAAUCAGGAGCGGACGGAGUUCUGCAUCCCGUGGAAGCACGCGCUUAGACAGGACUCCUCGAGCGCCGACGUUCUCAUAUUCAAGGCGUGGGCGGAGGUCAGUAAUGGCAAGGCUCAGGGAGACUCCUCCAUCUGGAAGAGGAACUUCCGUGCCGCGCUGCGAGCCAAGGGCUUCCGGAACGUCUGCGACAAAAAGAACGACGCAGCCAACCCCCACAGAGUGUUCCACUGGCCGGAGAACGCCCCGGCAGGGGGUUCUCAGGAGCCUGUGGAAGCAGACCUCUACCAGGAGCCCCCUCUAAUGGAUGGAGGUCCAGAGGGCCCGCAUGUCCGGGACGUUUACCUAGCCCAGGAGACCGUGGGGUUUAAAGGGAGAGACCUAACCAAUGAGGAGCCAGACAUCCUGGAGCGGUGCCUGAAUGGGUUAAACAUUGUAGAACCCCGAGAAGAUGGACAAAAUGAUCAGAUGUUUGAAGAGUUUCCAGGGCAACAGCUGUAUACAGAAACAAUGGGAGCUGAGGGAGCAGUUGGGUUGCUGGGACAACCUGCUUACCCAAUGGGUGAAGUGGUGGGCGUGGCCAGUGAGGAAGCGCUGGUGACUCAGCUGGUCAGCAGCAUGUCCAGCACCAUGGAAGAUCAUUUCAAGACCCACUUCAAGGUGUCUGUGUACUUCAGAGGGCAGAAGGUGUCUGAGCAGCUGGUGGACAACGAUGCCGGCUUCAGACUGGUCUACCGGCCUGACCUGACCAAGCCUGUGCUGGACCCCCAGUCGGGGCUGCACCUGGUGUCCCUGCCUCCGGUCGGGGCCAUGAUGGACCAUAACCAGGCCCGGCUGACCCAGACCAUCCUGGACAGCAUGGGGGACGGCCUGGAGAUGGGGGCUACAGGCUACGUCAUAUACGGCUGGCGGAGGGGGGAGAGCAGGGCGUUCUGGAGCCUGUGUAAGUUCGACCACAGCCGGACGCCACAAGAGGUGUCCAAGAGGGAGCCCCAGCAACUGUACCUGGCCCAGGACUUCUUACGGGGACUGCAUCAGUUCAUCAGCCACGGUGGAGGGGAUUCCCCCCCCAUCUCUGUGUUCCUGUGUCUGGGAGAGAAGUGGCCUGACCCAGACGCCAGGCCCUGGGAGAAGAAGCUGGUGACUGUGGAGGUGGUGUUCACGUCUCUGGAGAUGCUGAAGGAGUUGGCCAUCCAAGGUGGCGCCUCCUCUCUGCAGUCGGUGGAACUUCAGCUCUCCCUGCAGGAGUCUCUGCAGGAGCUUAUGGAGAUGUGUUGAAGAUGAAAUGAAACUCUCCAACAAUGAGCCAUCGCUGUUUAUUCCUCACCCUUCCUGACCCCCUGAACCCCCUAUACACUCCUACCCCCCCUUAUACUCCUAAAUGCCCCCUCUUGCCCCUCUUCUCCCCCCUCAAACCCUCCCUGACCCCCCCACCCCCACCCACGCACACACACUCCCCUGACCCUCAGCCAUUCCAGUCACAAUGUUUGCCUUUCUGAAAACCACAUCAGCCCUCAAAGAUAAACAAAAUCCCCAUGGCAACACAGAAAACAACAAAUCACAAUGAAACAACACAGCUCGGUUGCCUGGCAACAUAACCAACUGAACUUUGUUUCAUUUUUAGAGUUUAAAAUGUGAAAAAGAGUUGUGUGUUUUUUAUACAAGACUUGUAACAGUAAUAUUUGUAAAAACAAAUAAAACGACAUGCAGCAAAGAGAAUUCAAGCGCCAA